UAGUCUAUGUUUAACAACUAACUCUAGAUAUUUCUCAUUAUUUCUUCUCUCUACUUUCUAAUUUUCACCAAUUAUUUCCAGUGGAAAUUUUUGCCGAAUUGAAAUUGUUGAUAUCGACAUAUAAUAAUAAAUAACCAAUAAUAAUAAUAAAUAAUUCUUCAGCAAUUCUGCAUAUGUUUUAAUUAAAAUCUGAUCUAUACUUAUUAUAAUAAAGAUAAAAUGUCAAAACGUCCAGAAUAUUUAGCUCCACCUGAACUGUUUUACGAUGAAUCCGAAGCUCGAAAAUAUACUCAAAAUUCUCGCAUGAUAGAUAUACAAGAGCAAAUGUGUAAACGUGCUCUAGAACUUCUUUUACUACCACAUGAUAAAAGUAUUUUACUCUUAGAUAUUGGUUGUGGCUCAGGAUUAAGUGGCAAUGUAAUUGAGAAAUACGGACAUAUAUGGAUAGGAAUUGAUAUAUCUCAUGCAAUGCUUGAAAUAGCUUUAGAAAGAGAAGUGGAUGGAGAUUUAAUUUUAGGAGAUAUGGGUCAAGGAAUGCCAUUUAAAGCAGGAAGUUUUGAUGGAGCAAUAAGCAUUUCUGCAUUACAAUGGUUAUGUAAUGCAGAUAAAAGUACUCAUAAUCCUUCAAAACGAUUAUACAAAUUUUUUUCUACAUUAUUUUCAUGUUUAUCAAGAUCAGCUAGAGCUGUGUUUCAAUUUUAUCCUGAAAAUAGCGAACAAAUUGAAUUAAUUACAACACAAGCAACAAAAGCAGGUUUUUAUGGGGGUGUAGUUGUUGAUUUUCCAAACAGUACCAAAGCAAAAAAAUAUUUUCUGGUAUUAAUGAUAAAUGGAUUUUCUAUUCUUCCACCAGCUUUAGGUGUUAAUGAUGUUGAGUCAGUUAUAUCUUAUACAUCUAGAAGAGAACAAAUAAAAAAGGUCAAAAAUAAAUCUUUAAAAAAUAGUAGAAAUUGGAUUAUGGAAAAAAAAGAAAGACGUCGAAAACAAGGAAAGAAAGUACGAGAAGACUCAAAAUAUACAGGAAGAAAAAGAUGUGGAAAAUUGUAAUAUUUUUUUGAUUUAUAUAUUUUUAAUUUCUGUUUCAAAAAAAUAAAUAUUUAUUUAUUUAUUAAAUUUGUUAUCUAUUAUAUCUAUUUUUUUAUUUCUUAUAUUUUUAAUUGUGUUUAAAAUGCACUUAUAUAAAAAAGAAAAUUUCAAUAUUACAAAAUUAAAAAUCAUUUAAAUAUUUAAUUUAUUGUAUAAAGAGAAAUACAUAAUUGAUAAUUCUACACAUUCUAUAUAUAUAUUCUAAGACUUUAUAUUUUAUACUCUAUAAUCUAUAAUCUAUAAUGAUUUAAUCAGGUAAUAAGAAUUUAGACAAACUUUUAUAAACAUCAGGAUGUGUGGUUUUUUUAAGUUCUUUUCUAUCUAAC
Apis dorsata (giant honeybee) is the source of this 1412-nucleotide messenger RNA. Its product is annotated as probable 18S rRNA (guanine-N(7))-methyltransferase. The record is from RefSeq and is a predicted model, not a curated record. Gene Ontology annotation, biological process: rRNA (guanine-N7)-methylation. The coding region runs from base 220 to 1047 and encodes 275 amino acids. Gene Ontology annotation, molecular function: rRNA (guanine) methyltransferase activity. Lineage: Eukaryota; Metazoa; Arthropoda; Insecta; Hymenoptera; Apidae. The transcript has 5 exons. Gene Ontology annotation, cellular component: nucleolus.